AGUCGGCUCGCCCGCAGCACUUGCGUCCUCUCGGCCGGGUUUCACUUCAGAGAUGGCUGCGAAAGUGUGUAGAUCGGUCCUCCUCCUGUCCCGGAGCAGCGGAGCCGUAGCCUCCUCGGCGUAUCCCGCAUUCGGUGUCUCCUCACAGAGGCAUCAGGGCACAAAAACGGAGGCGCUGUCCAUGUCUCUUGGAGGUCACCAGACUGUCAGGAGAGCACACGGUCUGAGAACAGGGGGAAGGUGUGCGCUGUUCUGCCACCCCAGUGCCACUCUGACAGCCCAGGGCUGGAAGGGCUCCCCCUCAUGGCAGGUUCAAAGACUAUUGUGUUCACCUGCUGCAGAAGAUGUCUCAGUGGUGUAUCACAACGGAUUGCCGGUGAUUUCUGUACGUCUGCCGUCUCGACGAGAGCGCUGUCAGUUCACCCUCAAACCUCUGAGUGACACGGUGGGUGUUUUCCUUCAGCAGCUGCAGGCGGAGGACAGAGGCAUCGAUAGAGUCACCAUCUACUCUGCAGAUGGAGCAAGAAUAGCGUCCUCAACAGGGAUUGACAUUUUACUUAUGGACAACUUUAAGCUAGUCAUUAAUGACACCUCAUACCUGGUGCAGCCCCCCAGGAGAGAUCUGUUACCGCACGAGGACGGCGAGCGGCUGAACGAUGUCAAGAUUUUGGUGCAGCAGCUCUACACCACCCUGCGUAUAGAGGAGCAUCAGCUCAACAAAGAGAGAGAGCUGAUUGGACGACUGGAGGACCUCAACUCUCAGCUCAAGCCCUUGGAGAAGGUUAAAGAGGAGCUGAGUAAGAAAGCCGAGCGCAGGACUACCUGGGUGCUGUGGGGGGGAAUGGCUUACAUGGCCACGCAAUUUGGCAUUCUGGCACGGCUGACCUGGUGGGAGUACUCAUGGGAUAUCAUGGAGCCUGUCACGUAUUUCAUCACCUACGGCACCGCCAUGGCCAUGUACGCUUACUUCGUGCUAACACGUCAGGAAUAUCUAUACCCGGACGCCAGGGACAGACAGUACCUGCUGUUCUUUCAUCGGGGAGCAAAGAGGACACGCUUUGACAUUGAGAAGUACAACAAACUGAAGGAUGCCAUCGCUGAGGCGGAGUUGGAUCUAAAGCGUCUACGAGACCCGCUGCAGUUGAAUCUCCCUAUCCAGCAAAUCGAUACCAGCAAAGACUGAUGAGAAUGUGAAGCCCUUUCAGCCUCUCUCUUUCUUUCUCUCACAUUUCUUUCUCCUCUGCCUUUUAGUUUAGUUUUCUGUCUUUUUUUAUUGUUUGUUUUAUUUUUACAGCCUCAAUGAAAAAAAAACACAUAUCCACAGCAAGCUUCAGAAUUUUAUUACAAUACUUUCUGUUAAUUUCGUUCUUUGAUUUGGCACGUCUAUGCAGCGGAGGAGAGAUACGAUUCAAUGAAACGACACUGAACGGAUGAUAGAUGCUGAUCAUAUCGCUAUACAGGACCACACAGAGAGAGAAGCGCAGCUAUUUCAGACAGGAGGAUGAUGGGAUUGAAACAGUACAUCGCUCUAUAUGAGACUUCCCGCGUCUUGCAUGGGACUCUGAGGUCUAAAAACCCAUCUUGGGUUGAACAGUUUCUUUUUUUCGUUGUUUUCCCACAUUGGAGUACUGCUGAUGUCCCUAACUCUGACACUUUUGCUGAAGAGAUUUCGGGAUGUGGUGCUCUUUUUUCCAUCUCGGGAAAAAGAUACGUUUACCAUUGAGCCAGUCUUCUUGUGGCCGAAACGCUGCAUCGACGCCUGUAUUCAACAGCCUCAGCUAAACCUACUAUUUCUUUCUGGCUUCCUGUACGGACCUGUUAAGAGCUGAAGACAGAUCUAACAGCUGAAAUAUCACUGUGUGUUAUUAUUCCAAAAAAA
Danio rerio (zebrafish) is the source of this 1879-nucleotide messenger RNA. RefSeq names its product mitochondrial calcium uniporter (gene mcu). The record is from RefSeq and is marked provisional. Gene Ontology annotation, cellular component: mitochondrial inner membrane; membrane. Lineage: Eukaryota; Metazoa; Chordata; Actinopteri; Cypriniformes; Danionidae. Gene Ontology annotation, biological process: mitochondrial calcium ion homeostasis. Gene Ontology annotation, molecular function: calcium channel activity; uniporter activity.